Octopus bimaculoides (California two-spot octopus) is the source of this 4408-nucleotide messenger RNA. Its product is annotated as leucine-rich repeat and coiled-coil domain-containing protein 1. NCBI's taxonomy places the organism in Eukaryota, Metazoa, Mollusca, Cephalopoda, Octopoda, Octopodidae. Gene Ontology annotation, cellular component: cytoplasm. The record is from RefSeq and is a predicted model, not a curated record. Gene Ontology annotation, molecular function: protein binding.
UUGUUGAGUGGAGACAUGUUCAAACACGACCGUUUCUACGAACAACAACACAGAACAGAAAUGUCGUUACUUCGGUUUAUAUUGAUCCCGGUAAAUCGGUAAAUCUAUGAUGGAUUACAUUGUGACAGUGUUUUAGCCUUUUCCACAUCUAAACUGAUAAUGUCGUCGUGGCCAGCCAAAGAAGUUUCUUUAAUAUGUCGCGGUCUUUCAGAGUCGUCGAAACUUCCAUUAAACGACUCCACCGAAGUUGUCAACUUACAUGGCAACGAUUUUACGGUGAUUUCCACACAAUUAUCCAACUUGCUCUACCUCAGGGAACUUGACCUGUCGUCCAACAGAAUUUCAAGUAUGAAAGCACUCAGUAAUCUAAGAAUGCUCCGAAUAUUGAACCUUUCGUGUAAUUUCAUCCGGAAGGUGGAAGGUAUGGUAUCACUUUCAUCUCUCCUAUUUUUAAACCUCAGCCAUAAUCAAAUUGAGGACGUUAGUGGGUUUAAGGAGGUAAGCGGGAGUGAGUAUUCCCUCAGUGUUGUCUCUCUUCACGAUAACAAGAUCGCUAAUUUAAGUCAUCUGGUUACUUCUCUGAGAGAUUGCUCAAAUAUCCGUUGCCUUACUUUAGAGCAAGAUGAUCUGACCAAUCCUGUUUGCAGCCAAAUUGACUAUCGGCAGCGACUCCUUUCGCGAUUAACUCAGAUCCUUGUUUUGGAUAAUGUUUCCAGAAGUGGUGAAAUCCUAAGACUGGGAGAUAUCCCUGGUAUUGCUUUACGAAAUCCUGGCUCGAGUCUAGAUUUCCCCGUCUCUGUGGACUCAAGUUCCUAUGAAACCUUUAAAAGUCAAUCUGGACGUUUCCACAGUAAAACCCCCGGAAGUAGUAUGGAUUCACAAUCGCUGUGCGAAAUAAAAACGCCCCAAAUCGAUCUUGUUAUGGAGAAAUAUAAAUAUAAAUACUAUUCCGAUAAUGGUUCUGAUUCAGUGCUGGGAACAGAGAAUAACUUACGAAACUCGGAGAACGAUGAAUUUAAUGGCCCUCUUAGGAUGUCUAGUUUAAGCAUGGAAUCGACAAGGGGUGAAAGUCUGAUAAUAGAACCUCACAACAAUAGUAAUAAUAGUAAUGCUUUGAGAAAGAGUAAUGGAACUAGCGAAAUAUUGCCAAAAACUAAAGAAAGGUCAAACAAGAUUGCUAAACCAACUAAGAUUUCUACUAAACCAGUGCAGAAACCUCUGAAAACUAGUAUCAAAAGUAAAAAUCCCAGUGAGAACCAGUCAAAGCCAAAUCUUUGCAGCAGUAAGCAAGUGGACUCUCGUGUUGGUUGUAAAAAGGCAGGAGUAAAAGUUGAUAAUGAAGUUCAGCAGAGUGAUAAGGAGUACAGGGAUGUUAUUGAAACUACCUACAAGCAUUUGAUUGAAGAACUUGCAGAGGAACGGUCUCGCAGCUGGAAAGCUGAGCAGGCUUUGAAAGAAAUGACUGCUUCUGUGAACCAUGCCAAGGCAAGUUCACAAGAAAUCAAGACACAGUAUGAAAGAUUAAUUCAAGAAAACAAUCACUUAAAAGAGUGUUUUAACAAAGAAAAAACGCAUAGCAUAAAUUUGGAGCAAAAAAUUAGCUCUAUGGAUCAGAAACUCGAGGAUCUCCAGCAAAGGCUAAAUACAGCAAAAGAAAACAUGGAAAGUCAGAAAGCUCUUUUAUCAGAAGUUCAAUCUUCUGCUGUUGAAAGAGAAAACCAACAUAUGAGAAUAUUAAAUGAAGAGAGAAAACGCUUUGAAAAAGAGCGCCAACUUUCAGCAGUUGCAACAAAGCAGUCUGGUGACUUGAAGAGUUCUGUGACUUCUUUACAAAAACAAGUUACUGAACUGCAACAGUUGCUGGCAUCUCGGGAACUCGAACAUAAAGAUGAACUCCGUGACAGGUUUAAAUUAGGCAGUAAAGAGCUUCGCAGUGUGAUUGAAAGGGAGUUGAAACAUGUUAAAUUGCAAUAUGAAGAUCGCAUGAAGCUUCAGGCUGAACGCACUGAAAUGAUGGAGAAGCAUUAUAAGAAUGUAGAAAAGGAGUUGAACGAUGCUUUGCAGCUUGAGUCAGGCCAAGUGAAUCAACUUGAACUUGCUUGUGAUUCAAUUGUGAAAGAAAAUGAGCUCAAUAAACAGGCUUUAAUUGCUGCUCAGAUGAAGGACAAGAAAAAGAGUGAAACCCUUUCACAGUUGACAAAUGUUGUUAAGAAACAAAAGGAUCAAAUUUCAGAUCUCUUGAAAUCAGAACAAGAAAUGACUUCCAAACACAAACAACAAAUGGAAGAUGCUAACCAGCAUCUGGCAGAGAUGCAGAAGAGAGCAACUCAAAGUGACAAAUUAAAGCACGACUGUUUGACAUAUCAAGCUCAGAUUGAAGCGCAAGAGUCACUUAUUGUGGGUUUACGUGCUGAACGGAAGGUUUGGGAGAAUGAACUUGCUCAACAAGGGACUUCUCUUGCUCAAGAUCGUGGUCGACUUGAGGUCAAGUUGGAAUCUCUUGAAGUUGAAAUUGAGUGUCUGAAGAAGCAACUGAAAUCUGAGGUAGAUACAGUAAAAAUAAAAAUGAAAAUCAUUGAUGACCAGGCUGAGUCAAUAAGAUCCCUGAAAGCAGAGUUGCACCAGAAGGAUGAAUUGAUAAAGGAUAUCCGUGAAGAUGCUUACAAAGCACAAAAAAAGAUUGAAGAUGAACUGUUGCUUGAACAGGAAGCCAGACAAGAAAGUCAGUUUACAAUUGAAAAACUUGAAGAUCGUAAAGCAGAACUGAAAGACCAACUUGCCGAAGUGGUCAAAGAGCUGGAGAGAUCUCAGAAUGCUCAUUAUUUGUUAAAAAAGCAUUGGAAAGACAAAUCUGAUUUGAUUAGUACUUUAGAAGCUCAAGUAAAGCAAGCUAAAUCGAUUUGGGAGAACAAAGAAAAAAGUUUACUGGAGGCUUGCGAGAAAGCGAAAAGUGAACUGAAAAAAAAUGAAGAGAAAAUGUCUAAAAUGGACAGUUUGUUCCGACAACAGUUGGAUGAUAAGGAAAGUGCACACCAAAAAGCCCUAUCUCAGUUAGCCAAAGAUCAGCAAUUGGAAUUAGACAAUGCUCACCGAAAAAUUCUAGAUCUUGAAGAUGAGAUGAGGGAAAUUUUGAAAGAGAGUAAUAGUGUACAAGCCAAAAUGUCCAAACUUGCUAUUUUCUUUGGUAAUAUGGCACCUGAAAUCAAUAGAUGAUUUCAGAAAUUUUCACACGUCUAUAUACAGAUGGGUGAUAAAUGUAUUAGGGAAGACCCAUGUAAACAUCAACUAGUUGCCCUAUUUUUGGCGUGGAAGUAAAAAGAUAUUUAAUGCAGAAUGAUAAUGUACCUCAAGUGCUGCAGAUUGGAAUUGAGUUGAAUAGGAACACAUAGCCUCAAUCUCAGUCAUUUGACUGUGGCCAUGCUGGAGCACCGCCUUUAGUCGAGCAAAUCGACCCCGGGACUUAUUCUUUGUAAGCUUAGUACUUAUUCUAUUGGUCUCUUUUGCCGAACCGCUAAGUGACGGGGACAUGAACACACAAGCAUCGGUUGUCAAGCAAUGCUAGGGGGACAAACACAAACACACACACACACACACACACACACACACACACACACACAUAUAUAUAUAAUAUAUAUACAUAUAUACGACGGGCUUCUUUCAGUUUCCGUCUACCAAAUCCACUCACAAGGCUUUGGUCGGCCCGAGGCUAUAGUAGAAGACACUUGCCCAAGGUGCCACAUUUUAGAAAAGAACAGAACUGAGAUCAAUAAGCAAGAUCACUAAGAUGGUGAGCUGGCAGAGUUGUUAUCAUGUCGGGCAAAAUGCUUAGCAGCGUUUUACCUGCCUGUAUAUUCUGAGAUCAAAUUCUGCCAUGGUUGACUCUGCCUUUCAUCCUUUCAGGGUCGAUAGAAUAAGUACCAGUUCAGCGCUGGGGUCAAUGUAACUGGCUUAGCCCCUUCCCCAAAGCUGCCAAAAUUUGAAACCAAUAAGCUAAAUAACUGAUUUGAUUUACUGUGAGUAACAAACAGAUCAUUCUGUCAAAUAUAAUGAUUAUUUAUUAUUCACAUUGUUUUGAAUUCAUCAUCAUCAUGUAUUAUCUCAUAGCUUUCACAUUUCAAAGAUAUGGUAAUUUAUUUUUGAGAAUGACAUUGUAGGGUAGUUGUGAGAGGCCAGACCUGGCCAUUUUGAACAUGAAACAAUAUUUGGGCCUAAUAUAUAUAUAUAUAUAUAUAUGUAUGUAUGUAUGUAUGUGUGUGUGUGUGUAUACAUGUAUUAUAUAUAGUGAGAAAUGUAUAUAUUUUUAUAAAUUAAAUUCUGAAUUUUGUAAAUCAUUAAUGAACUGUUUUAUAUAUAUAUAUAUAUAUAUAUAUGUACACACACAUGCACUCACUCUCCCUCUCUCUCUCUC